Molecule: messenger RNA, 600 nt
Organism: Camelina sativa (false flax)
Lineage: Eukaryota; Viridiplantae; Streptophyta; Magnoliopsida; Brassicales; Brassicaceae
Source: RefSeq, a predicted model, not a curated record
AUGUCAUCGGAAGAACAGAAUCGCACAGCAACGGAAGACGAAGAACUCAUCAAAAAUUGCAAGUUACUUCUAUAUUAUGGAGCUUAUAAAGAAGUUCGAGAAACCAUUAAGAAGAUACAGCCAGUAAGAAGUGAACUGCCAGACGAGCUUGAGAGAGCGAGUGCAAUUGCCGACAUUCUUUACGCCAAAGAGAACCCGCUUCCGGAUGGGUCAAAAGAUUUAUACGGCAUGGUUAGAAUGACACAACCCGGACCGCUUUUGGUUAAAAACUUUGAGAAUCUUAUGCAUCUCCUGAGCUCCAAACAUAACCGGUUGCCGUUAUGCCACCAAUCUAGUGUUGAAGCCUCGGCCGCUUGGUCGGAGCUGUGUAGUCAAACCACUAAGUACGGGGAAAACAUUGAUCAAACCCAAGGAAAUUUCUUUGGAGACAUGGAUGUAGGCGGCAUCCAAAUCGGUGAUGGGGACAACCUUGAUCAACCGCAAGGAUUUGUCCUUGGACACGUCGAUGAAGGCGGUAGCCAAAACGGUGGUGGUCAAGAAAAAUGCCCUUGGAGACAUGGAUGUAGGCGGCAGACUAAUCGGUGGUGGGGACAACCUUGA